AUUCCAGUAUUCACAGCUUCAAGUGAUAGAAGAGCCUCUAGCUCAAGACUAAAAGUAUUAAUUAAAUUUAUUGUACAAUAAACUCCAAUUAAGUCAAAAUGGUGUUCAAGUUUGUUCCUGUUCUCGCUCUCUUGGCUGUGGCCCACGCUCGUCCAGGGCUCCAACAGAUCUACCAAGCACCAGCUCUGUUGAAAUCCCCAGCUGCCAUCAUCCAGCCAGCUCCUCUGCUUGCCCAGCCGGCAUUAUUGGCCAGAAAAGAAAUCGAGUCUUAUGACCCAAAUCCUCAGUACGCUUUCAACUACAACAUUCAGGAUGCCCUGACUGGUGACUUUAAGAGCCAGCAGGAGAGUCUGGAAAAUGGAGUUAUCAAGGGACAAUACAGCUUGCUGGAAGCUGAUGGCAGACAGAGAAUCGUUGACUACAUCGCUGAUCCUAUCAAUGGAUUUAAUGCUGAUGUUAAAUAUGCUGGUGCUGCCAAGCCUGCCCUUGCCAUUGCUCCUGCCCAGCCAGCCCUGAUCAAGACUGUCGCAGCACCAGCCCCAGCUGCCAUCAUCAAGGCUUCCCCUGCUCCAGCCAUCUACCGUGCUGCUCCAGCUUUAGCUGCUCCAGCCUUGAUCAAGGCUGCCCCAGCUUUCGCUGCACCAGCUCUGGCUGCCUAUCCUCAGGCCUACGCCUCUGCCUAUGCUCCAGCAUUGGCCCCUGCUUAUGCUCCAGCCUUGGCUCCUGCUUAUGCCCCAGCCUUGGCUCGUGCCGCCUACGCUACAUCCCUCCCCUAUGCCUCUACGCAGUAUGUUAAAUACUGAGAAAUUCUGCACUAGACCUUCAAUCUCUUCUCUGCACUUGAAUCCGUCCUUUAAACUGUACUAUACAUAUUAUCUUUGUACUAUCACUUUAUACUUCACUAUCUCUUCUUGCAAUAUAGAAAAAAUCUGUGAAAUUAA
Phlebotomus papatasi is the source of this 941-nucleotide messenger RNA. Its product is annotated as cuticle protein 18.6-like. Lineage: Eukaryota; Metazoa; Arthropoda; Insecta; Diptera; Psychodidae. Bases 99 to 803 code for a protein of 234 amino acids. The transcript is spliced from 2 exons. The record is from RefSeq and is a predicted model, not a curated record. Gene Ontology annotation, cellular component: extracellular matrix.